UGCAGAAAAAAAAAAAAAAAACCUGAAAUAAGAACCAAAGAAAAUACAGAGCAAAGCUGGAGACCCAGACUUUCCACAACCCCAUCAAAGUAAAAAAAAAAGAACUUUCUCCUCCAGAGGCAAAGACUCCUUUUUCUCCAAUAGAAAUAACACAUUUUUCUUUAUUUUUUAGUCCAAAAAUAAUCAAAAUUUUUUUCUACCCUUAAGAAACAGAGAGAGUGAUUUUUGGUCGUUUGGGUGGACUCUUUCAAGAAAAGAGAGAUAUUUCUGUUGUUGGAUUGUUUUUGUUUUCUCAGGAAACAAACAUGAAAUGUUAUCUGUUUUGUAAAGAUUUGAUCUUGUUUGUGUUUCAACUGUUUGUUGUCUUCUCCUUGGUUUCAGGGAAGUUGGUUCCUGAGAAAAGAAUCUUGUUAGAGUUCAAAAGUUCUGUUUUUGAUCCUUCUGGGAUUCUUUCAAGCUGGAACUCUUCAAAGAACCCAAAUCACUGCUCCUGGUUUGGAGUUUCAUGCAAUUCAAGGUCUCAGGUCAUUUCCAUCAACAUCCCUGGUGGUUGUGGUGAAGGUUUUAAAGGUAACUUUACUCAAGCUUGUUCUUGUUCUUCAAAGCUGUCUAAGUUUCCAUUUUAUGGUUUUGGAUUGAGAAGGAGGGCAUGUUCGAAUGGGAAAUUAGUGGGAAACCUGUCACCUUUGAUUGGUAACCUUAAGGAACUUAGAGUUUUGUCUCUUGCAUUUAAUGACUUUGGUGGUGAACUUCCUUUAGAAAUAUGGGGUUUAGAGAAAUUAGAAGAACUUGAUCUUGAAGGGAAUUCAUUUACUGGGAAGUUGCCUAAUGAGUUUGUGGGGUUGAGAAAUUUGCGGGUUUUGAAUCUUGGAUUUAAUGAACUAGAAGGGGAGAUUUCAGGAUCUUUGUCAAAAUGUGUGGAUUUGGAGGUUUUCAGUUUAGCUGGGAAUAAACUGAAAGGGUAUAUGCCUGGUUAUUUUGGUAGUUUCUAUAAGUUAAAGGGGCUUUAUUUGUCUAAUAAUCAGCUAAAUGGGUUGAUGCUUGAUGAUUUUGGAGGUAAUUGUCGGUAUCUAGAGCAUCUUGAUCUGUCAGGGAAUUUCCUAGUUGGGAGUAUUCCCAGUAGUUUGGGGAAUUGUCGACAGUUACGGACUCUUUUGUUGUUUUCGAACAUGUUGGAUGGUGUUAUUCCUAAUGAGCUUGGUCAGCUGCAUAAGCUUGAGAUUCUUGAUGUUUCUAGAAACAACCUUAGCGGUUUGAUCCCCAUGGAGCUUGGAAAUUGUGUUAAGUUGUCGGUUCUUGUCCUUUCUAAUCUCUUUGAUCCUGUGCUGACUGGGAAGAGUUCAAGUGAAGAGCUGUCCUUUAGAUUGCUGCUUGCUACUACCAAUGAGUAUAAUCAUUUUCAAGGCUCCCUUCCAGUGGGACUUACAACCCUUCCAAAGCUUAAAGUACUUUGGAUGCCCAAGGCGAAUCUUGAGGGUAAGUUACCAAGAAAUUGGAGUGCUUGUGAGAACUUGGAAAUUGUGAACUUAGCUCAGAACCACUUCAGAGGGGAAAUCUUGGGAGUAUUCAAUGGAUGCAAGAAACUACAACAUCUAGAUUUGAGCUCGAACAGGCUAACUGGGGAGCUCAAUGAGAAACUUCCAGUUCCUUGUAUGACACUUUUUGAUAUCAGUGGAAACCUCAUGUCAGGAUCAAUCCCUAGGUUUAAUUACAGUGUAUGCCCCUGCUUUUUCUCCUUGAGUUAUGAACUUCGCCAAGCCCAUGAUCCAGCUUCUGUGUAUCUGUCAUUCUUUACAUAUAAAAUACAUCUUACAAUGCUUUUGCCAUUUUCUGGUUCUAAAGCUGUGUUGAUUCACAAUUUUGGUGGAAAUAACUUCUCGGGUUCUCUCCCACGGCUACCAAUUGCACCAACAAGAUUGGGUAAGCAGACUGAUUAUGCAUUUCUUGCUAGUGGAAACAAGCUCACUGGAUCAUUUCCUGGAAGUUUAUUUGGAAACUGUAAUAAGCUCCAUGGGAUGAUUGCUAAUGUUAGCAAGAACAGAUUGUCUGGUCAUAUUCCGCCAGGAAUUGGUGCAAUCUGCAGAUCACUUAGAUUUUUGGAUGUCUCUGAGAAUCAGAUUGCGGGGGUGAUUCCCCAAAGUUUCAGGGACUUGAAGUCUCUUGUUUUCCUUGACCUAAGUGGAAAUAAAUUUAGAGGUCCGAUUCCUGAAGGGCUCCAUCAGUUGAAGCAUCUCAAACAUCUCUCCUUGGCAAGCAACAAUCUGACUGGUGCCAUUCCUUCUAGUUUUGGGCAGUUUCGCUCCCUUGAAGUAUUAGAACUUUCGUCAAAUUCGCUAUCUGGUGAGAUUCCACGAGGUCUUGUCAAUCUGAGAAACCUAACAUCUCUUCAGCUCAACAAUAAUAAACUCUCAGGGGAAAUCCCUUCUGGUUUGUCUAACAUGAAAUCACUUUCUAUGCUUACUUUCAACAACCUCUCAGGUUCAUUACCAUUGAAUGGUGAUGCUGUGAAUUCUACCAGCGAUCAUGGAAAGCCUUUCCUUCAUUCACACUAUGUAUUCUCGCUUUCUGUUCGAUCUGUUGAUGUGACAACAGACACUGAAGAUUCACAAACUGGUGUACCUUCUCCUUCGGGUAACACAACUGUUAACAAAAGUUUAGAUUCCAUCGAGAUUGCAUCCAUAGCAUCUGCCUCUGCCAUAGUUUCAGUUCUUCUAGUUCUAGUUGUCCUCUUCUUUUACAGCAGGAAAUGGGUUCCAACAUCCAGGGUUCAGGUUUCUGAAUCAAGGGAAAUUACAGUUUUUGUUGACAUUGGGGUUCCAUUUACAUAUGAAACUAUCGUGCAGGCAACAGUGAAUUUUAGUGCCAGCAAAUGCAUUGGUAGUGGAGGUUUUGGUGCCACUUACAAGGCUGAAAUAGCUCCAGGAACCCUAGUGGCUGUGAAAAGGCUUGCUGUUGGAAGGUUCCAAGGUGUUCGGCAGUUCCAUGCUGAGAUAAAGACCCUUGAAAGUAUGAGACAUCCUAAUCUUGUAACUCUAAUAGGGUACCAUGCCAGUGAGACGGAGAUGUUUCUCAUAUAUAAUUAUUUGUCACGUGGUAAUUUAGAAAAUUUUAUUCAGGAAAGGUCCACAGAAGCUGUAGAUUGGAAGAUUAUUCACAAGAUUGCUCUGGAUAUAGCCCAUGCACUUGCAUAUCUGCAUGACCAAUGCACUCCAAAGGUUCUGCACCGUGAUGUCAAGCCAAGUAACAUAUUGUUGGACAAUGAUUGUAAUGCUUAUCUGUCUGACUUUGGAUUAUCAAGGCUUUUGGGUACCUCUGAGACGCAUGCAACAACCAGUGUAGCUGGCACAUUUGGAUAUGUUGCACCAGAGUAUGCUAUGACCUGUCGUGUAUCUGAGAAGGCUGAUGUUUACAGCUAUGGAGUUGUGCUGCUUGAGUUGAUAUCAGAUAAGAAAGCUUUGGAUCCUUCAUUCUCCUCAUGUGCAAAUGGUUUUAAUAUUGUCUCUUGGGCCUGCAUGCUGCUGCGACAAGGUCAGGCAAAGGAUGUGUUCACUACUAGGUUAUGGGAUACAGGUCCUCACGACCAUCUGGUAGAACUGCUGCAUUUGGCCAUCACAUGUACAGUUGAUAGCCUCUCAACCAGGCCAACUAUGAGGCAAGUUGUCCAAAGGUUGAAACGAAUUCAACCUUCUUUGGUAAGAUAAUGUGGUUUCUGGGUGCAUGCCAUGAUCUAGAAGGAACAAGUUAAGUGUACAAAUCAUAACAAACUUGUAAUUUGUACAUUAGCACCUAAAAUCCGAACUGUAAAGUUCAGGGGUUCUUGUUUUGGUUGGAAUAAGUUUCCUGUUCCCCUUGCUUAGGACAAUCCUUAUUGAUAUGAAGAAAAUAGCAUAUGUGAAUUUUGGGGAAAAAAUGCUUUUGGAGGCUGCUUUAUACAUGUGUUCCACCAGUUCUCUUUAAACUCCAAUUAUAAAACACAUAUUCCAAUUCAAUUAAACUCCCAAAUAAACUCUUAAUAGUUGUAUUUUAACGAGUAUUUUAAUUAAAAACAUGUAUACAUAUGUGACUAU
Durio zibethinus is the source of this 4067-nucleotide messenger RNA. Its product is annotated as LRR receptor-like serine/threonine-protein kinase RPK2. Gene Ontology annotation, biological process: protein phosphorylation. The record is from RefSeq and is a predicted model, not a curated record. NCBI's taxonomy places the organism in Eukaryota, Viridiplantae, Streptophyta, Magnoliopsida, Malvales, Malvaceae. Gene Ontology annotation, molecular function: ATP binding; protein kinase activity; protein binding.